AUGUCCUCCACCCUUAGGGAGCAGCGUACUCAGUACGAAGACCCUCAAAUUCUUGACUGGUUUGUUCAGAUUUGUCUGGCACUGCAGUAUAUUCAUGAUGAGAGGAGGAAUGUUCUUCACAGAGAUAUCAAACCUCAGAAUAUUUUUCUGACUGAAGAUGGCUACAUCAAUCUAGGGGAUUUCGGAUACUCAAAAGUGCAGAAAAGAGCAGAUUCUUAUACAUGCUCAUUUAGAGGUGCAGAGCUCUAUCAGAGCCCAGAAGUUUAUCAGAACUUAUAUACUUCCAAAAGUGAUAUUUGUUCACUGGGAUGGGUGCUCUAUGAUCUCUGCAUGCUGGAUGUGUGGUCAGAUGUUAAAAAACGUCGCUUUCAACAAGCCUCCCACGAUAUAGGAUACCCCCUUCAAUUCACAAAUAUGUAUUCACCGGAGCUACAGGAAUUAAUCAAAGACAUGCUCAGAUGUGACCCUACAACCAGACCUUCAGUUGAUGACAUUUUAGCAAAACCAUUCCUAAAAGAUACUUUAAACAGAAACAAGAGACUUCCAGAAGCACUGGAACGAAGGUUCAUGAUGUCGUUAAAGAUCUUUGAUGAGAACUACAAUAAGCACUAUGAUCAAUUUAUGGCCUUAGUUACAGAGUGGGGAAAAACAACAGAUUCACUAGAGGAGGUGCAUCAUAAAUGCACAGCAGGCACUCUGUCAGGUUCAGUGAUUGGAGCAGCUGGAGGAAUCACUGCAGUGGUUGGUGCGAUUUUGGCUCCGUUCACUCUUGGCGCAUCUCUGAUAGUUACAGGUGUUGGUGUUGGAGUUGGAGUUGCAGGUGGUGUAACAGGUGCUGCUUCCAGCAUUACCAAUACAGUCAAACAAAAAUCACUCCGUGAGAACAUUGAAAAAAUUCAGAAGAACUUUACAGAUGUGACACCGAUUCUCGAUUCACUGAAUACAGUGAGAAGGGUACUGAGAGUAAUCCAAAAAUUCAGGGAUUUUGUCAGUGACUCCUCUAACAAUGUGCAAAUGUCAUGCAGUGUAGAGAAAAGAAAACUAAUGUGUGCCAAAGAACUCAUGAAUCUAGGUCUGCUGGCAAAUGUUGGCAGGAUUGCUGCUCAAACUGCCAGAGUAGGACGGGCUGCAGCAGCAGCAACAGCUGCAGUCACAGGAGUGUUGAGUGGAAUCCUAGUCAUUGUUGACACCGUCUUCAUAGUGAAAGACUCCAUAGACAUUCACCAGAUGAGACGUGGGAAAGUAGAUGAUCCAAAAAAGGUCAAUUCAAAUGUACUAAAGUCCAUUGCUGAAAUGAGGAAAACACAUACAGAUCUGUGCAAUGUCUUAAAGGAAAUUCAAGAAACAAGAGAGGAACUAAAUGAAUAUAUAGAAGUGGCCAGGGCUGAAAGAGAUUUAUACAGAGAUUUCGAGAGUUUAAACAUAUAAAUAUGAUACCAGUCAGAGACUCAUGCAGCAUCCUAGAUUUGUCUGUGAGCUUGAGUGAAGAAAAAGGGUCACGCGUGAGGUCAGACUUUUGCAGUCAUUCUAUACUGUAAAUA
Messenger RNA from Sinocyclocheilus rhinocerous, 1541 nucleotides. RefSeq names its product serine/threonine-protein kinase SULU-like. Gene Ontology annotation, molecular function: ATP binding; protein kinase activity; lipid binding. The record is from RefSeq and is a predicted model, not a curated record. Gene Ontology annotation, cellular component: extracellular region. The coding region runs from base 1 to 1428 and encodes 475 amino acids. Gene Ontology annotation, biological process: protein phosphorylation; lipid transport; lipoprotein metabolic process. The transcript is spliced from 6 exons. NCBI's taxonomy places the organism in Eukaryota, Metazoa, Chordata, Actinopteri, Cypriniformes, Cyprinidae.